GCAUUGGCGCCGAAAACCCCCCCAACCAGCGAAAGAGGCGGACACACGGCGAUGGCGGCGGCGGCGGCGGGGGAGGAGGCGGAGAGCUCUGCCGCCGGCGAGCAGCGGCGCAUGCCCUUCGCUCGUGGCGGGCCCGUGUUCGUCCCCUUCAUGGUCGGACCCGUCUCCACGGUCCCCGAGUUCAUGUCCUCCGCGCUCCACGAGCUGCAGUCGCUGAAAGAUGAAUUGGGCGAUCCUGGUGAUGAAUUCGACGAAGAGCUCUGCGUAGAUGAGUUGAGGGUCCUCUCAGAGGAGGAGCUGGUGGAGCGCGCUCUCCGGGAGGCUAUGGAGGAGGGCUGGGAUUCCACUGCUUUGUCACAGCUGGAGGAUCAGAGGAUUGAUGGAGGAAUGUCAGCUAGUUCCACCUUUGGAAAUGGUGCUAUCACAUCAAGCUCAUCAGGUGAGAGAGAGACUUCCAGAUCACCUACUGAGGAUACGGCAAGCAUACCACAUGUGCAUGGAAACAACGGUAAAACAAGAGGGGUAAAAGGGGAAACUAGAGGCAGGAAGCGAAAAAAUGUCACUCCGACCUUAAAUUCGUCAGUUGAAACGGAGAUACCUGGACCAUCUGUUGACACGGCAGUUGUACCAUACGUACCACAACAAGGCAUCGAAGGGAAAACAGGUGGCAUGAAGGGGAAAUCCAGAGGAAGAAUGAAAAAAGGUGGAAAUACCACUUCAAAUUCAUUAGGCGAGAAUCUGGAAGUUGUUUCACAUGAGUCUGUACCACCUGUCGAGGAUCUGGAAGUUGUUUCACAUGAUGCUGCAGGCGCAGAUGGAGAUACAAAAUGCGGAAAGGGCAAAAAGAGAGGCAGGCAUUUUGAUAGAGAAGUUCGAGCACAUAUUUUACAAGGGAGCUAUCUUACUAAAGCAGUGAAGAUGGCAGAAAUUAAGGCCAAACAAGAGGAAGACAAACAUGCAGCCAGCUUGCACUCAUUCAGUGGUGAUUCUGUGUUGGCCAAAGUUUCUAAGCCAUCAGCUGAGAAAGUUGAUGUUGCAAAAUCUCUUAGGUACAUCAGCACAACUUGGAAGAACAAAACUUUCAAACCUGGGGAGCACAGACCUGUAGUCUAUCCAGAAGUACUUCUGUGUGUGGAAGUUUAUGAGAAGAGAUAUGGCUCUGUGAAAAGCCAGGAAUUUCUAGUGUUGGGAAGCCAGCUCCUUACAGAUCUUAGAGACAAUAUUUACUGUUUCAAAGACAAGCUGAUGAAUGUGGCAAAGCAACACGUUCAUUCUGGUUAUUUUCUUAUUGAGGACACAUUCUAUAAUGACACAAGGCGUUCUACUGUUGAUUAUAGUAAACCUAUACUUGACUGGAUUAAAAAUUCCAGAAAUGAGGCGGAAGAGAAGUGGGAUGCCAUUACUUCUGGUGUGCUGAAGAAACGACAAAAGGAUUUACUGAUGGGUUUGAAUGUUUCAAAUGUUCCUGAUUUUAAAUCUGCAAAAAUGGAAAAGACUCGCUUUUCUGAUCUGAACUUCCGUCUCGGUGCUGGGUACCUCUACUGUCAUCAGGGAAACUGCAAACACAUGAUUGUGAUCAGGGACAUGAGGUUGAUCCACCCGGAGGACACACAGAACCAAGCGGAAUACCCUCUCAUGACAUUCCAGAUGCAGAGGCGGCUACAGAAGUGUUCGGUGUGCCAGAUCUUCCAUGCCACGAAGAUGACGGUGGACGACAAGUGGACUCUGAACAAUCCCUGUUAUUUCUGCGACAAAUGCUACUACCUCCUCCACUACAAAGAGGACAACUCACUACUUUAUCACCAUACUGUAUAUGAUUACCUCCAGGAGUAAAGUACUCUUCGAUGCAAGUAUAUUUUAUCUGUUGCAUGUAGCCCGGAUCACAGGUGCAUCUUUCGAUUUGUUGUCCGUAAACUGGGCAGUUUUGGAGCAACAGAGGUAUUCUUCGUGUC
Molecule: messenger RNA, 1952 nt
Organism: Oryza sativa Japonica Group (Japanese rice)
Lineage: Eukaryota; Viridiplantae; Streptophyta; Magnoliopsida; Poales; Poaceae
Product: snRNA-activating protein complex subunit
Biological process (GO): snRNA transcription by RNA polymerase III; snRNA transcription by RNA polymerase II
Cellular component (GO): snRNA-activating protein complex
Molecular function (GO): RNA polymerase II cis-regulatory region sequence-specific DNA binding; core promoter sequence-specific DNA binding; bent DNA binding
Source: RefSeq, a predicted model, not a curated record